UAUUUCUGGAUUGGGAUCACUAGAAAUCAUAUGAAUGAAAGCUGGAUUUGGAUUGGGAAUAACAGCACGUGGAUUGGUAACAAUUCGUGGGCACCAAAUGAACCAAAUAAUGUCCAUGCAACAGAGUUUUGUGUAGAGAUCUACACGAACACAGGAGAAAAUCGAGGGAAGUGGAACGACGAGAAAUGCAGCAAAUUAAAAUAUGCAGCAUGUUUUAAAACCCAGUGCAAUGAAUCAUCCUGUGAAAGAGGAAGAUGCCAGGAGGCCAUCAACAGUACAACCUGCCUCUGUGAACGUGGCUUUAAGGGAGACAGGUGCCAAACAGCUGUGGAAUGCCUCCCUCUCUCUAAGCCUUAUAAUGGACACCAUAGCUGCUCAGGAGGAAAUCGAACCUUCAACACGACCUGUCGAUUGAAGUGUGACCCUGGCUUCUUCAUAAAUGGCUCGUCAUUUGUCACCUGUGAAGACACUGGGGACUGGAGUGGGCCGAGACCUACUUGUGCAGCAACCUGUCAUUUUAAGUGUGACCCUGGCUUCCUCGUGAUUGGCUCACCAGCUGUCACUUGUGGAGAGACCAGAGUCUGGAGUGGCCCAAGACCUACUUGUACAAGCUAUAAACAGGCUCUGUUGGCUUUAGCUGGAUGUGGAGCCCUCUCUACCUUCUGCUGCAUCUGUUUUUGUUGCAUAAAACACAGACAAAGAAAGAAACUUUCCCAAGAAAGGCUGCCCGAAGAAGGAAGUCCACCCUGUGAUACACAACCGUAAACAACGUCCCACGUCUUAAUUAGAAUAGAUUUGACACCAAGACAGUUCACUGGUCUCCUUGCAUCAUGCACUGGAUGCUGAUUCAAAUAUCAGUCAGCUAAGGCUUUUGCCUAAUAUGUUGUAAAAGUUACAUUUGAUAUGUUGCAUACUUAUAAAUUAUGUAAUUGUGUAUAUUCGAGGGUUUGUCAUCAUGGUAUGGUUCAGACACGUGUGCCGCAUUCUUGUAAAUUGCUUUGAAAUGUAAAUGUGAAUAAAAAUAAUGUUUUAGUGA
Neolamprologus brichardi is the source of this 1036-nucleotide messenger RNA. Lineage: Eukaryota; Metazoa; Chordata; Actinopteri; Cichliformes; Cichlidae. The record is from RefSeq and is a predicted model, not a curated record.